AUGAUGAGCUCUGCAACGUGGAACCCGCAGGACCAGGCCAUGGCCGCAGCGUCGGAAGAUGACUUCCAGCAGUUUCUCGACAUCAGCGGCAUGGCCAACAUGGGCGACGGCAUGCAGUUUGACUUCCAGGGCUUCCAGGAUGACGGCUCGCAUUCCAUCAUGGCCCAGGCUCGCCAGACCGCCGAUGCCAUCAUGAGCGACUCGGAUCCCUCCAACAUGAUUCCUCGAAGCGACGGCCUCCUUCAGAACCACACGCCCGCCAUGGCGCCCAUGCCCUCUCACAUGAUGGCGCAGUCGGCGUCCCGCGAGGCCAUUUCCAACAUCGACGCCCAGAUUCAGUAUCUGCAGCAGCAAAAGUUUCAGCAGCAGCAGCGACAGCUGCAAGAGCAGCAGGCCACAUUCUUCCAUGGCCACUCGGUACCCCCGACGCCGCAGAGUCUGGAGAUGACUCCCGGUAGCGCUCAGUUUUAUUCCCAAGCCGAGCAGAUGCCAUCAAGAGGCGCCUACGAUAGAAGUUACCAUCAAAGAAUGGCCGAGCAGGAUAUGGCCUUUACACCCCUCGUAUCACCAGCUGUCACCCCGCUGGAUCCUCAUUUCAACAUGGAUACUGCCUUUACCGUACCUGGAGCUUACUUUAGUCCCCUGACAUCGCCGGCUCUCCAUGCACAGAAUGAUUCAUCAUCAAACUAUGACCACACCACUCACUCGAAUAACUCACCGGUAGAGAUGGACCUCGAACAGUCUGCUGUUCCCGCUGUCAACCUGGACCUCUCUAAGAAGACAAGAAAGACUCAGGCUUCCAAGACAAGGAGCAAGCCAAGUGUUAAGAGUUCACCCAUUUCUAAGCCGCUCAGGCGAAAGACUGGUCCUAGCCCGGCCAUGGUAUCACAGGUGCUGAGCGAGGUGGAAGAGAGGAAUCUACAGAUGGGCGACCACGGGCUGCUCCCCCUACCGGCUGCUUCUACCGAUGGAUCUGAUGAGAAUGCGUCCGUUUCGCCGGAGAACCUGUCGGAAAUGCCCCCUCCCCCGAUUCCUGCUAGGCGCUCAAUGAGCAAAUCGCCUUAUAUACGCCCGCAAACGAAUAUGCAGCCGAGCCUUGCAACCGGUCUGCUCGAUGAGCAACACCCUCCUCAUCCCGCCACGCCUGCUUCUCUGAUGAAAUUGCCGGCCUCUAAGACGAAGAAGAUCAUCACAAGCCACCAAGAGGCUCCGCUCUCCGACAACAUCGAGUCACUUGAGCUCCCUGAAUCAAUAUCUAACCCGUCGCUCGCUGGUGGUCUUGCCGACGACCAGCUUGGUAUACAGACCCCUCGGGCCGAGCCGAGCUUGGUGUCCAAGGGGGUCACGUUCCAGUCCAUGCCUUCACCAAUCGUGAGAGCGGCAGGAACGUCAUCGGCAAACCAGAGUCCCCUCUUACUACCUGGAGCCUCCGGCUCUAGCCAGCGAAAGACACCCCAACUUUCAGCCAGGAAUAGUCGCAAGAGGUCAACGGGAUCUAUCCACGCAUCUCCGGCUCUACUACCCAGGAUAUCCCCCAAUAUUAAGCCUCUACUCCCCGGCGCUCCUGGCAUGUCUGUUGAGGACCAGGCAUCGCGACUUUUGAUGUCCAAAUCGAACUAUCAGAACAUCUUGGAGGGCAACCAAGUCCCUGGUGUGUCUUACCCCAGCGAACUGUCCACAAAUCUCACCUCCAAGAGGACAUCACACAAGAUUGCCGAGCAAGGUCGCCGAAACCGCAUCAACUCUGCUUUACAAACCAUGGCCAGUCUCCUCCCGGAUGGCAAAAAUAAGAUCAUUUCGGGCGACGAUGAUGACAAGAAGGAUGGCAAGCAAUCAAAUGCUUCAAAUAGCAAGGCCAGUGUUGUGGAGAAUGCCAUCGUCCACAUGAAGAAUCUCGAGAAGGAGAAUGUGGAUCUUAAACAGGAGUUGCAAGCAUUGAGGGACCAGCUGGAGAAGUUGAAGGGUUCGGACGGCACCCCCGAAGUGAGCGACGCAACCCAUGACAACGACAAGAAAUUGCCCAGGAUAAGCGAAGAACAGGGUGGCGGUGCCCAGGACGCCCAAGGAGACGUUAAUAUGUCGACGGCCACAGCGAGUGUAGGCGAGCCCGAAGAAAGCAGCUGA
Trichoderma aggressivum f. europaeum is the source of this 2124-nucleotide messenger RNA. RefSeq names its product transcriptional regulator family: Helix-loop-helix. The record is from RefSeq and is a predicted model, not a curated record. The transcript is spliced from 2 exons. Bases 1 to 2124 code for a protein of 707 amino acids. Gene Ontology annotation, biological process: regulation of transcription by RNA polymerase II. Gene Ontology annotation, molecular function: RNA polymerase II cis-regulatory region sequence-specific DNA binding; protein dimerization activity; DNA-binding transcription factor activity, RNA polymerase II-specific. Gene Ontology annotation, cellular component: nucleus. NCBI's taxonomy places the organism in Eukaryota, Fungi, Ascomycota, Sordariomycetes, Hypocreales, Hypocreaceae.